Oncorhynchus kisutch (coho salmon) is the source of this 5056-nucleotide messenger RNA. RefSeq names its product caM kinase-like vesicle-associated protein. Gene Ontology annotation, molecular function: protein kinase activity; ATP binding. Bases 84 to 1460 code for a protein of 458 amino acids. The transcript is spliced from 11 exons. NCBI's taxonomy places the organism in Eukaryota, Metazoa, Chordata, Actinopteri, Salmoniformes, Salmonidae. The record is from RefSeq and is a predicted model, not a curated record. Gene Ontology annotation, biological process: protein phosphorylation.
AACGACCGUUCCACAGGUGCAUGUUCAUUAAUUGUUUGUGGUUCAUUGAACAAGCAUGAGAAACCGUGUUUAAACCCUUUACAAUGAAGAUCUGGGCAGGAUUGGCCAUGCCAUUUGGCUGUUUGACGCUCGGGGAAAAGAAGGAUUACAACAAUCCCUCAGAGGUGACAGAUAAAUAUGACCUGGGACAGAUUGUUAAAUCAGAGGAGUUCUGUGAGAUCUUCAGGGCCAAGGACAAAAAUACACUGAAAAUGUUUACUUGUAAAAAGUUCCUGAAAAAGGAUGGAAGGAAAGUUCGGAAGGCUGCAAAAAAUGAGAUCCUUAUUUUAAAGAUGGUGAAGCACCCCAAUAUUCUUCAGCUGGUGGAUUUCUAUAAGACCAGAAAAGAGUACUUCCUCUUUCUUGAACUUGCUACUGGCAGAGAGGUAUUUGAUUGGAUCCUGGACCAGGGCUACUAUUCAGAGCGCGACACCAGUAAUGUGGUCCGUCAGGUGUUGGAGGCCGUGGCCUAUCUUCACUCCCUGCACAUUGUCCACAGGAACCUCAAGCUGGAGAAUUUGGUGUACUUCAACCGCCUGAAGCACUCUAAAAUAGUGAUCAGUGACUUCCACCUGGCAAAGCUGGAGACCGGGCUCAUCAAAGACCCAUGUGGAACACCAGAGUACCUUGCACCAGAAGUGGUUGGGAGACAGAGAUACGGCAGGCCAGUGGACUGCUGGGCCCUGGGUGUCAUCAUGUACAUACUGCUUUCAGGCAACCCUCCUUUCUAUGAGGAAACUGAUGAUGAUGAUUAUGAAAACCACGACAAGAACCUGUUCAGGAAGAUCUUGGCGGGGGACUAUGAGUUUGACUCUCCGUACUGGGACGACAUCUCAGAGUCAGCAAAAGGCCUGGUCGCCCGUAUGAUGGAGGUAGACCAGGAUCAGAGGCUGACUGCUCAGGAGGCCAUCAACCAUGAGUGGAUCUCUGGAAAUGCAGCCUCAAAUAAGAAUAUUAAGGAUAAUGUCUGCGCACAGAUAGAGAAGAACUUUGCUAAAGCCAAGUGGAAGAAAGCGGUGCGGGUUACUACCAUCAUGAAGCGACUGAGAGCUCCAGAACAGAGUGCUGACUCGGGGGCAACCAUCCCAGCAGUAGUAACCAGCUCUGCAGCAGGAGAACCCUCCCCAGCUCCAGCAGACCCCCAGGCUCUCAGUGACCCCUCUACAGCUACCGCUGCUGCAGCCCCUGAGGGGGAGCCUGCUUCUGUCAAAGAGCCCCCUGCUGGCAUGGAGGCCGUGGCGUGUGAUGCCACUCCCCAAGGUGCAGCAGAGGUCACAGCUCCACCCCCGGCCCCUGAGGAGGCCAGCCCAGUGGAGGCCCCAGUUGAAGCCCCGGAGGAGGUUGAUCCGUUGUCACUGUGUAACGGAGAGUCCCCGACUCCCCUCCAACCAGCAACUGAAGUUGACGAUGGGCAGGGUUAGACGGUGAACUCCCUCCUAUGACCUCCUUCACUCCCAGCAAUCGUCUUUCCUGCACACUAGCAUGGUGACACUGACUUAUCUCUCUCACUUGCAGCAUGAGUAACAUCUCACAGAGCCUUUGUCCUAUCUUUCCUGAGUGUUGAAUUGAUCUGGCUACAUGUAUUUUGUGUUUUUGAAACAUCCCUCUGGCCUUACAGGGGCUUUUUGUGUCUAAUGCAGCGCAGCUAACAGCUACAUAUUUUCCUCUGAACUCUCCCCUUUAAAGCAUAUGGAAAUAUGUAAUUGUACCAAACCUGCUUUGGGAACAUUUUUACCCAGUCCUACUCUCACAGUAUUCCAAUGCAUUAUCAUGGCAUACAAUAAGGUAAUGAACAGCUUGGCUUUGCUCUUGUAGUGUUGAUUUUACAUAAUGAUCUGUAGCAUUCCUCCUUUACAACCCUCUCUACACAUGGAAAGAUCCUAUUUGAUCUCUUUUUGGGGGGUGAACAUUGCUCUCUUUGUUAUUUGUUGUAUACACUCAUCAGUAGUUUUGUCUGUGCUGCAGCAAUUAUGUUUACUGGGGGAUGCAGCAGGCCCAGUGUAAGUGAAAGGCAGCAUCCACAACAUGCUGGGUUAAAUGCGAUUGACAUAUUUCAGUUGAAUGCAUUCAGUUUACCAACUGACUAGGUAUCCCCCAAUCUCUAUCCCUCGCCAGCUUUCUGCUUAGGAAGGCACCACGUGGCUGUCAGUGUAAAGAUUCUGUAUAUAGAGACCUUUGUAGAAGUAGUCACAACGGCAUGCAUUCUUAACUUUUGCUGUUAAUUUCAAAAUUAUAAGCACUUGGUGGAAAGAACGUGGUAAUCCUGCUAACAUUAAGGUCUUUCUGUUCGUUAGGCUCCAAGUGGAGGGCACUGUUGAUGCUCAUGUAUUGUUCAAAUGGACUACAUCAUUCCAUAAACUUCUAACUAUUCAUAUCAUACAUCAAGUGCCACUACUGUAAAUGUACGAUAUAUUAAAUGAGUUGUGUUUGUUACACCGUAGUUUCUAUGCAUCUAGAAUUCAUUUUGUAGCUCAUCUUUAUGAAUUUCACAGCAGGCCUCAGUCAUAACAUAUCUUCAUCCAUCCUAUGCGCUUAGAUCAACUUCUAUAAAAUUCUUUUUUUUUUCAUUUACGUUUCUGGUUUAACAGUUCUUCUGGCUUAUUUAUUCGUAUACAUCCUAAAGUACGUAGAUCCAUUUGUAAAUAAAUAUAAUUUAGCCUACAAGGAUCAAUCAUGAUAUUCUUUUCACAGUUGUUUAACAUUAGAUUGUGACUGUGUAAAGCACCACCUGUAAAAGCCAUUUUUACCCCCCUCCAGCUUUUUUUUUUUACAAGUUGUUGUUGAUUAAAGGAAACAGAAUAAUUAAGAGCAAUUGUGUUAAAAACAUCUUUCAUAUUUUUGCAAACAUACUGUAUGUAUAUGUUUAUUUAUCUAUUUAUUCAUAGGUUUAAUUAUUCUCAAGAUAUUCAUAACAAUAACAAAAUAAUAAUAGUAGUCGGUCUUUGGUCCCUUUCAGUAUAGUCAAUAACUAGGUACUGCAAGAGUUCUCUGUAAUCACCGUAAGUUGAGCAAUAUUCUACUUGCUGCCGAAACUGUGAUUCUUCGCUUGGUGUCCUCUAUAAAGUGCAUGUGCGUACCUGUAAGUUAAAAGCCUACAGACUUUGACAACAGUCAAUACCCUGUCCAGACAGUUAGUCAAAUAACACAUGGCCAGUGUCAAACAAGGCGGAGCCUAGAUCAUAUUAGUCAUGCUUCUAACUUGGGUCCAAUCUUUCUGUUUAUAGUACCAGCCAUCUGUGCAGAGGUUGGCUCCUUCCUUGAUCCAGCAAGACAGUGAUGUUAUUGUCAGCAAACAGUAGCUAUUAUACACACUUUAAUUAUACAGUGUAUUAAUGCAUUUGUUGUCAAGGGACUAUGCUUCUGUGUUCACCUGCACGUUCUAUGGAAGUAUGUAUUUAAGAAAAGUUUGAGCAAUUAUUUUCAAUGAAAGGCAGGAAGUCAAAUCAAAUUUGCUACUUCAUUUUUUGUUGAUCAGAGAUCAAAGUUAUUGCUCCCCAGUCUAUUGCUUAUGCAUGUCUCUGACACCUACGAGAACAUAUACAUAAACCAGUCAAAAGUUUGGAUACACCUGCUCAUUCAAGGGUUUUUCUUUAUUUUUUACAGAAUAAUAAUGAAGACAUCAAAACUAUAAAAUAACACAUAUGGAAUCAUGUAGUAACCAAAAGUGUUAAACAAAUCAACAUAUAUUUUAUAUUUAAAUUCUUCAAAGUAGCCACCCUUUGCCUUGACAGCUUUGCACACUCUUGGCAUUCUCUCAACCAGCUUCACCUGGAAUGCUUUUCCAACAGUCUUGAAGGAGUUCCCACAUAUUCUGAGCACUUGUUGGAAGCUUUUCCUUCACUCUGCAUUCCAACUCAUCCCAAACCAUCUCAAUUGGGUUGAGGUCCGGUAAUUGUGAAGGGCCAAGUCAUCUGAGGCAGCACUCCAUCACUUUCCUUCUUGGUCAAAUAGGCUUCACACAGCCUGGAGGUGUUUUGGGUCAUUGUCCUGUUGAAAAAUAAAUGAUAGUCCCACUAAGCGCAAACCAGAUGGGAUGGUAUAUCGCUGCAGAAUGCUGUGGUAACCAUGCUGGUUAAGUGUGCCUUGAAUUUUAAAUAAAUCACAGAUGGUGUCACCAGCAAAGCAACUCCACACCAUCACACCUCCUCCUCCGUGCUUCACAAUGGGAACACAUAUGCAGAGAUCAUCUGUUCACCUACUCUGCGCCUCACAAACCCACGACCAUUGGAACCAAAAAUUAAAAAAAUUGACUCAUCAGACCAAACAACAGAUUUUCACAACACAACUGAUUGGCUCAAACGCAUUAAGGAAAGAAAUUCCACAAAUUAACAAGGCACACCUGUUAAUUGAAAUGCAUUCCAGGUGACUACCUCAUGAAGCCGGUUGAGAGAAUGCCAAGAGUGUGCAAAGCUAUCAUCAAGACAAAGGGUGGCUACUUUGAAGAAUCUUAGAUUUAAAAUAUAUUUUGAUCUGUUUAACACUUUUUUGGUUACUACAUGAUUCCAUAUGUGUUAUUUCAUAGUUUUAAUGUCUUGGUGUCUAGAAAAGUUUUUUUUUAUAUAUAAAAAAAUGUUGCAUGAGUAGCUGUGUUCAAACUUUUGACUGGUACGGUGUGUGUGUAUAUAUAUAUAUAUAUAUACUGAUUGAUUGAUAUGCAUUAUUGAGAUAUAGCAUUACACAAUGUCUUAAUUUUGCCAGAACAUUUUGAUUUCCAUGAAAAGCUUAACAGCAAUAUUUUCAAAAAUGUGUGAGAAUAUACCAUCCUCUUACUUAUGACCGCAAAUAAAUACUGUUACACAAUCUUAAGCAAUGCUUCGUUUCAGUGCCACUGUAUUUAGUAUUCCAUGUCUGUUCAUUUCAUGCUCUUUCUGAUGUACCUUUUAUUUCUCAAUUGAAUGGUCAUCUAGACCAGUGGUCACCUGUAGGUCCUGACUGUCGCUCAUUUGUAGGCUCUGUACUGUAUUCCUUGACUGAGUUCAUGACUUUGAUGGUAAUAAAAGUAUACUCGUGGAAUAUG